Molecule: messenger RNA, 576 nt
Organism: Myzus persicae (green peach aphid)
Lineage: Eukaryota; Metazoa; Arthropoda; Insecta; Hemiptera; Aphididae
Product: TP53-regulated inhibitor of apoptosis 1-B-like
Exons: 3
Coding region: 226-453 (75 amino acids)
Source: RefSeq, a predicted model, not a curated record
AGUCUGGUUAUCAAUGAAAUGAAAAAUUGGCCAAUCUGCUUAAUAUUUUAAAUUCAAUAAUUCUAUAAUUUUUACUCUAUUGUCUCUAUUGAAAUGUUUUAAUAAUUAAUACUAUAGUGUCUCAAUCAAACGUACAUUAUCCUAAAGACUGAAGAAAUCCCUCUUUGAGUUUUAAAAAAAAAGUCUGUCUAUACUUUCAACCCAAUCGGGAAUGACUCAAAUUCUAUGGAUGAAUGCAAAUCUUUUAAAAAAGAAUAUGACAAGUGUUUUAAUGCUUGGUUCAGGGAUAAAUUUCUUAAAGGAAGUAACGAUGACUCUGUGUGUUCGGAGCUUUUGAAGAAUUACACUAGCUGUGUCAAGAAAGCGAUGAAAGAAAAAGACAUUGAUAUUGGAGAAUUCAGACGAUAUCAUCCAAAAAUUAGUUCUGAUAAUGAACCAUUUAAAAAUAAAUAAAAUGCUGAUCUAAGUUCAGUAUGUGUGGUGAGGAAGAGUUCAAAGAAAUAUUUAUUUUUAAUAUAACCAUUGUAUCAAUGAUUUAUAAUUAACUAUAAUAUAUCUUAUUUAGACAUGACCGCA